Penicillium daleae is the source of this 1059-nucleotide messenger RNA. RefSeq names its product mitochondrial 37S ribosomal protein uS2m. Bases 1 to 1059 code for a protein of 352 amino acids. The record is from RefSeq and is a predicted model, not a curated record. Gene Ontology annotation, cellular component: mitochondrial small ribosomal subunit; ribosome. NCBI's taxonomy places the organism in Eukaryota, Fungi, Ascomycota, Eurotiomycetes, Eurotiales, Aspergillaceae. The transcript has 3 exons. Gene Ontology annotation, biological process: translation. Gene Ontology annotation, molecular function: structural constituent of ribosome.
AUGAUUGUACGGAAAUUAUGUAUGCGUCAGAGCCGCCAACUGCUGGCCCUGAACCGCCGGGCUCCAGCCUACUCUCGAUUUCUCUCGACAGAGACACCAGUCGAGACAGCAGUGCAAACACCCGCGAAGGAGUCACCAGCUCCCGCGGAGAACCCCCUUCACCAAGUCGUUCAAGCAUCAAGGGAAAGCCGAAAACUCAAACCCCGACAGCAAUGGAAUGAACUGGAGAAGCGGAGACACAAAUUCAACACCCUCGGUUCAGCCGUGCAAGAAUCCUACGAUCCCGAAGAUAUCCUCCGUAAUCCUCCCAAGCCCUCCGACAUCACCCUCGAGAUGCUCCUCGCCGCCGGCACACACAUGGGCCACUCGACCUCGCGAUGGAACCCACAGAACUCGCGGUACAUCUUCGGUAUCCGCGAGGGUGUCCACAUCAUCUCCCUAGACGUGACAGCAGCGUACCUGCGUCGCGCUGCGAAAGUCGUCGAAGAAGUCGCCGCUCGCGGCGGUAUCAUCCUGUUCGCCGGUACCCGCAAGGGCCAGAAGCGCGCCGUUGUGCACGCUGCUGAGCUGGCCAAGGGUUACCACAUCUUCGAGCGGUGGAUUCCGGGUUCGAUGACGAACGGACAGCAGAUUUUGGGACACUGCGAGACCAAGGUCGUCAAUGCUUUGGAUGAGGAGUUGCCGGAGUUCAAGGUUGAUCUUGCGGAUCGUCCGUCUGUGAAGCCCGAUUUGGUGAUUGUGCUGAAUCCGCUGGAGAAUGUGGUUUUGCUGCACGAGUGUGGACUGAAUAAUGUGCCCACCAUUGGUAUCAUUGAUACUGAUGCUGAUCCCACCCGCGUCACGUACCCGAUUCCUGCGAACGAUGAUACCCUGAGGGGAACUUCUUUGAUUGCUGGUAUUCUGGGUCGGGCUGGUGAGGCUGGUCAGAAGAGGCGCUUGGAGAUGGCUGCCGAAGGGAAGACGGAUUAUGAGCCUAUUACGGCGCGCCAGUUGCGUCUGGAUCCGCUCACGGGUCUGCCACCGCCUGGCUCGGAGCUGGAGAAGGGACAGCAGGCUUGA